ACAGGCUUCUUUAAAGCAGCACUUUCCUUCUGAAAAGAAGGGGAUGUUUUGUUUGAUCUCUUUACUUUCAUGAUGAGAGAGGGUAAAAUAAAAGAGAAUUGUGUUUUGACUUUUUCAUUGUUUUUUUUCCUUCUCACUUAUUUUUUCCUUGCCGUCCAGCUUUCCUCCUCCUGCUGUUUUUGACCUACAGAUAAAAAAAAAAAAAAAGCAAAAAAGCAACAAUAAUGUCAGCAAGUGAGCGCUUUGACUGCCAUUACUGCAAAGAUUCUCUGCUGGGAAAGAAGUACAUAAUGAAGGAAGACACGCAGUACUGCACAAAGUGCUAUGAGAACCUAUUUUCUAAUUGCUGUGAGAGCUGCUCUUCACCUAUUGGGUGCAACUCCAAGGAUCUAUCCUAUAAGGAUCACCACUGGCAUGAGCAGUGCUUCAAAUGUGCAGAGUGCAGCCGGUCUCUGGUAGAAAAGGCCUUUGCUGCUAAAGAGGAUUUGAUGCUCUGUACUGAGUGCUACGCACACGGUUAUUCCUCCAAGUGUGGCUCCUGCAAGAAAACCAUCAUGCCAGGUUCUCGCAAAAUGGAAUACAAGGGGAACAGCUGGCAUGAGACCUGCUUCCUGUGCCAUCGCUGUCACCAGCCAAUAGGAACCAAGUCCUUCAUCCCCAAAGAUGCCGGCUACUUUUGCGUGCCCUGCUUUGAGAAGCAGUUUGCAUACCAGUGCUGUGCCUGUAAGAAGUCUAUUACAACGGGUGGAGUGACCUACCAAGAUAAGCCGUGGCACCGUGAAUGUUUCCUCUGCAUUAGCUGUAGAAAGCAGCUAUCGGGCCAGCGCUUCACCUCCAGGGAAAACUACCCCUACUGUCUUGAGUGCUUCAGCAACCUGUAUGCAAAGAAGUGUGUGGGCUGUACCAAGGCCAUAACUAGUCUUGCAGGUGCCAAAUACAUCUCCUUUGAGGAGCGCCAGUGGCACAGUGAGUGCUUCACCUGCAUGCAGUGCUCCGUGUCACUGGUGGGACGUGGCUUUCUCACCCAGCGCGACAACAUUUUGUGCACCGACUGCGGGAGGGAGAAGUGAUGAGGUUGUGGACGGACAACCACACUCAACAACAGCAGCUCACGUUCUGAUAUUUGUGCACCCAUGAAUAUUUCCUGUCACUGUGCCUAGAACAAAUAUGAUAUAAUAAUAUGGUGUUACAAAUCACUCUUAACUACUCCCUCACAUACCCACAAUACUUUACUCGCCAAAGUGGUGAUACUUUCAUCAAUUAAAGUUUUGAAAUAAUUCUAUCUAUUGCUGAACAAUGCUUCUUUAAAGAAAGAAAUUGGUUUUUGCAAGGAUAAAAUAGAUGCUGCUUUUAAGACAAUUCACGGCCGAUAAGUUUUAUGAAGAUAAAUGGCAAAAUGUUUGAUGCUGAUAAUAACUGCUGCAGCUGUUUGUUGUGCUUUCGCAGCGGAUGAAAUUAAAUGCUCACAAAGGAAGCUGCAUACGGUGCAUGAAAUUUGCUUUAAACAUGAAAGGUUG
Molecule: messenger RNA, 1517 nt
Organism: Cololabis saira (Pacific saury)
Lineage: Eukaryota; Metazoa; Chordata; Actinopteri; Beloniformes; Belonidae
Gene: fhl5
Product: four and a half LIM domains 5
Exons: 5
Coding region: 225-1070 (281 amino acids)
Cellular component (GO): nucleus; Z disc
Molecular function (GO): transcription coregulator activity
Source: RefSeq, a predicted model, not a curated record